This is a messenger RNA of Pediculus humanus corporis (human body louse), 2046 nucleotides long. RefSeq lists its product as uncharacterized. The transcript is spliced from 8 exons. The record is from RefSeq and is a predicted model, not a curated record. Bases 1 to 2046 code for a protein of 681 amino acids. NCBI's taxonomy places the organism in Eukaryota, Metazoa, Arthropoda, Insecta, Psocodea, Pediculidae. Gene Ontology annotation, molecular function: zinc ion binding; nucleic acid binding.
AUGGUCUGUAAAGAAGACGUUGUACUAUGGUUUAAUAAAUUAAGUGGCCACAAGCGAAUAGACGUUAUGUGUACCUUACUCAAUAAGUGCCUACCCACAGAGCUGAGGUUCUUCGGCACUUGCCUCGAGGACCUUGGCAAACAGCAUUUUAAUCAGAUGAAAGAUUUUGAAGUGAAAGCUAAUAAUCCUGCUGAGUUAUCUGAAUUACUUGUGCAGUGUAUAAUUAGUGAUGCGAGGACCCGUCAAAAGCUGGCGCUUUAUAUAUGUCUAAUUCAUUCGUUGAACACCACAUGUUCUACUAAUUUAUAUAAGAUUCUUUCUACACUUGAUAUAAGCCAAAUUGUUCCAUUUAAUAAAAAUACUGAUGAAAAACUAUUGGAAGAACUUCUUUUGAUUUAUACAAUUGCUGUAAAUCACCCUGCCUUUACAUUUGAACAAAAAGUUACUCUUGGGUACAUUUUAUUACUGUUAAGACAAAAGGAAGAACAAUUUCAAUCAUCAAAACUUCCUGAAGGACUUAGAAUAAAUUAUCCGGCAGCUUUGGGAUCGGCUGGCAAUUACAUUCAAAUUCCAACUUAUCCACCUUUUCCUAUUCAACAACAUCCUCCGAUAUUGUGGCAAGUUGUAAAUAUACCUAGCUUGCCUGCGGAACCAAUGGCGGUUCCAGAAAUGGCACCGCCUGUACCGGGAACUGUCAAUUUUCCUUCUCCGCACAUUAGUCGUCAGUCUUCACCGUCGCAAUCUGCAUCGCCCAGCCGAACCUCUUCUCCCGUUAGAGUAACUUAUCAUCACAAAGUUGAACGAAGUAAUUCCCAAUCUCGAAACAAACCGAAUUAUCCUGAAUUUUCUUAUCAGAAUCCGACAGUAAUGAAUGUAAAUAUAUCGAAAAAAAAUUGCCUGGAACGUUUCGAAGGCAAAGAUAUUGAUGUAAAAGCAGAAGACGAAAUGCGUGGCCUUACUGAUAGAAAACCCGAUUUAGGAAAUGAUGAAAUUCAUCAGUUAAGAACUGCAGUAGUUAAUGGAAUUGCAGAUUCUGAACAUAGAGAUUUUCCACAUUACAUAACUAGAACCAAGGGAUUCGAAGGCGAGCCUCCUUCAAUAAUUCCAAUCAAGCCCUGUUGUGUAUCUGGGACAGGACCGAGGUAUUCGCCACAAAUAUAUUGUGAUCACAAUCUUCAAGCACUCAAUUUAGAUAAUGAUGGAAGCCGUCAUUGUUCUAGUAGUAGCAGCAAUUCAGAUGCAUCCAGCACAAGUCAUUCACCACCUGCUACGCCUGCUAAUCCUAAUCAAAACUGGGAGAGAGGUGGGACGGACAAGCCUCAUAGAGUUUACGAAACGUCUGAGGGAAGUUCAGAAGGUACGGGAAAUAUCGCAGCCACGGUUUCGGCACUUCCUAAGCAGGAGCGUACUAGAAUAUUUGCAGGAAGAGGUCGCGGCCGUAUAGGAAACCCAAUGGGUAUUCAAACAUUGCCAAGAGGGCGAGGACCUCACUCAAAUUUAGUAGUAGAUAAUAGUCAUAAAAAUUCAUUUAUUACUCGUAAAGAUGGUCCUCGAUCUGCACCGCCUACUCCUCACGAUGACAAAAAGGGCAAUACAUGGUUUCAGGGCUACGUGGUGCCUUCGGCAGAGGCCCCUCAGUCUUCUUCAACAAUGGCACUUCCGCUUCCGUCAAGUGGAAAGCCUCCCAACCACGAAAUGGUCGCCAGCGGGGUGCCUUAUUCUACUACCUUUUUCCCAACCCAUUUUACCGGCCCUCCCAUGUUUCAUACCUACCAUGGCGCUUUUGUCAGGCCUUCUUUUCAUUUUCAUAACGGAGAAAUACAAAUGUAUCCUUAUCAACCUCAGCCUCCCUUUGUCCCUUCAUCUGUUGUUACUUACUCAAGUACCAUACUGCCACCAAAGAUAGCGUGUUAUAACUGCAGUAGUCAAAGUCAUCACGCCAGCGAAUGCAAAGAACCGACCAUGGAAGAAUACACUAGCAAAGGUCAAUACCGGAUAGAUUAUAAACCUUACAACAAACAAGGAGAAUGUUUGUCAGAAAAGUGA